Caenorhabditis auriculariae is the source of this 33930-nucleotide messenger RNA. NCBI's taxonomy places the organism in Eukaryota, Metazoa, Nematoda, Chromadorea, Rhabditida, Rhabditidae. The record is from the annotation of a GenBank genome assembly.
AUGGAGAAAGAGCUCAGCGAAGACAGAUCCAGCGCCACUUCCAACGCAGAUCAGUUCGAAGAAGGGUCUUUCGAUGACGUCACUGCCAUUUCCGAUCAGGAAGUCGUCAGUCAAGCACCCUUCGAAGUGGAAGACAGUUCCGAACUACCACAGCCGAGCACAGAAUUCGCUCAGCCAGUUAUUUCGAAACAGGAACUGGACCACAUCGCGUACAUCACGAGCCUAGCCGAAAGAUCAUCUUUCGAAGCUCCAGAACGACCUCCACUGCCUAGAAGAAUGGCUUCAGAACAACAAGAAAUGGAGAAAGAGCUCAGCGAAGACAGAUCCAGCGCCACUUCCAACGCAGAUCAGUUCGAAGAAGGGUCUUUCGACGACGUCACUGCCAUUUCCGAUCAGGAAGUCGUCAGUCAAGCACCCUUCGAAGUGGAAGACAGUUCCGAACUACCACAGCCGAGAACAGAAUUCGCUCAGCCAGUUCUUUCGAAACAGGAACUGGACCACAUCGCCUACAUCACGAGCCUAGCCGAAAGAUCAUCUUUCGAAGCUGCAGAACGGCCUCCACUGCCUAGAAGAAUGACUUUAGAACAACAUGAAAUGGAGAAAGAGCUCAGCGAAGACAGAUCCAGCGCCACUUCCAACGCAGAUCAGUUCGAAGAAGGGUCUUUCGACGACGUCACUGCCAUUUCCGAUCAGGAAGUCGUCAGUCAAGCACCCUUCGAAGUGGAAGACAGUUCCGAACUACCACAGCCGAGAACAGAAUUCGCUCAGCCAGUUCUUUCGAAACAGGAACUGGACCACAUCGCCUACAUCACGAGCCUAGCCGAAAGAUCAUCUUUCGAAGCUGCAGAACGGCCUCCACUGCCUAGAAGAAUGACUUUAGAACAACAUGAAAUGGAGAAAGAGCUCAGCGAAGACAGGUCUGGCGCUACUUCCGAUGCAGAUCAGUUCGAAGAGCGCUCUUUCGAUGACGUCACUGCCAUUUCCGAUCAGGAUGUCGUCAGUCAAGCACCCUUCGAAGUGGAAGACAGUUCCGAACUACCACAGCCGAGCACAGAAUUCGCUCAGCCAGUUCUUUCGAAACAGGAACUGGACCACAUCGCGUACAUCACGAGCCUAGCCGAAAGAUCAUCUUUCGAAGCUCCAGAACGGCCUCCACUGCCUAGAAGAAUGGCUUCAGAACAACAAGAAAUGGAGAAAGUGCUCAGCGAAGACAGGUCCAGCGCCACUUCCAACGCAGAUCAGUUCGAAGAAGGGUCUUUCGAUGACGUCACUGCGAUUUCCGAUCAGGAAGUCGUCAGUCAAGCACCCUUCAAAGUGGAAGACAGUUCCGAACUACCACAGUCGAGCACAGAAUUCGCUCAGCCAGUUCUUUCCAAGCAAGAGCUGGACCACAUCGCGUACAUCACGAGCCUAGCCGAAAGAUCAUCUUUCGAAGCUCCAGAACGGCCUCCACUGCCUAGAAGAAUGGCUUCAGAACAAUUUGAAAUGGAGAAAGAGCUCAGCGAAGACAGGUCCAGCGCCACUUCCAACGCAGAUCAGUUCGAAGAAAGGUCUUUUGAUGACGUCACUGCCCUUUCUGACCAAGAAGUCGUCAGUCACGCGCCCUACGAAGUGGAAGAGAGCUCCGAACUACCACAACCGAGUUCAGAGUUCGCUCAGCCAGUUCUUUCGAAUCAGGAACUGGACCACAUCGCCUACAUCACGAGCCUAGCCGAGCAAUCAUCUUUCGAAGCACCAGAACGGCCUCCAUUGCCCAGAAGAAUGACUUCAGAACAAUUUGAACUGCAGGAAGAACUCAGCGAAAACAGGUCCAGCGCCACUUCCAACGCAGAUCAGUUCGAAGAAGGGUCUUUCGAUGACGUCACUGCCAUUUCCGAUCAGGAAGUCGUCAGUCAAGCACCCUUCGAAGUGGAAGAAAGUUCCGCACUACCUCAGCCGAGCACAGAAUUCGCUCAGCCAGUUCUUUCCAAACAAGAGCUGGACCACAUCGCCUACAUCACGAGUCUAGCCGAGCAAUCAUCUUUCGAAGCUUCACAACGGCCUCCACUGCCUAGAAGAAUGGCUUCAGAACAAUAUGAAAUGGAUAAAGAGCUCAGCGAAGACAGGUCCAGCGCUACUUCCAAUGCAGAUCAGUUUGACGAGCGCUCUUUCGAUGACGUCACUGCCAUUUCCGAUCAGGAAGUCGUCAGUCAAGCACCCUUCGAAGUGGAAGAAAGUUCCGAACUACCACAGCCGAGCACAGAAUUCGCUCAGCCAGUUCUUUCGAAACAGGAACUGGACCACAUCGCCUACAUCACGAGUCUAGCCGAGCAAUCAUCUUUCGAAGCUUCACAACGGCCUCCACUGCCUAGAAGAAUGGCUUCAGAACAAUAUGAAAUGGAUAAAGAGCUCAGCGAAGACAGGUCCAGCGCUACUUCCAAUGCAGAUCAGUUUGACGAGCGCUCUUUCGAUGACGUCACUGCCAUUUCCGAUCAGGAAGUCGUCAGUCAAGCACCCUUCGAAGUGGAAGAAAGUUCCGAACUACCACAGCCGAGCACAGAAUUCGCUCAGCCAGUUCUUUCGAAACAGGAACUGGACCACAUCGCUUACAUCACAAGCCUAGCCGAGCAUUCUAUUUCAUAUCUAGAUGAUCUUGAAGAAGCGCCUCUCCUAUCUUCCGACAGCUCCGAGAAACCUGAUUGGGAGAAGCAGUUCAGCGAAGACAGAUCUAGUGCAACAUCUAUCGCUGACCAGUUCGAAACAGGCUUCGCCAAUGCUUACGAAACAGCUGAUCAAGAAAACUUGGCAGAGGGUCUCAUUCACCCCACAAAAAGGUCAGAGAUGCUUCAGCCUUUCGUGAGGUCCGAGAAAUCGUUGUUGCUUGAGAAGGCAGAUGCUAGUCGCGUUCUGAAUCUGGCAAAGUUCCAACUCAACAAUGGACGUACUGGCUCAUUUCCAUGUGUUCGUUGUGUUAUGUUUUCCCUCAGACGUUCGAAAAGCGCUCCUUUCAUACCGUUGCCCACGUCAUCUGGUCGAUCCGACCAUAAGGUCACAAGUCUUUUGCCAUAUACUACGAAACGGUCGGCCAGUGAGUAUUCGUUCGAGCUGGAAAACUGGCGUAGGGAAGUUCUGCGCGGCUCGGCAAGCCACGGCGAAGUCAGAAGCAAACGGCCGAACGCUUAUGAGAUCUGCGAACAGCACAGCUUCAAAGAGCCCCGCUAUCUGCUCUCAAACGUUGAUUUGUUGUGGAGGCUGAAUUUCGCCGCAAAUCGUCUCACUGAGGUCAUCGCCGACGAUGCAGCGAGAGACCUUCGCAUUUUCUAUCGACACGCCAAUAAUCCACGAGCUCGCUAUUUUUCGGAUGCUCCGAUGAGUGUCGAAAGUGAAGAGGAGUCGGCGGAAGGUAGGGCCGAUUUGGGCUACGUCGUGGAACCGCUUCCGAAAGAUGGCUCCUCUUCUUUUGGCCUCUUCUCCUUUUUCUCUCAGAAGAAGAGCCUGACUGACCGACCUCGGUCUGCCCUUGCUCUAUUCUCAUCAGCUAAUAUCAAUACUGGUAUGAGGAAAGAUUCUGAAGAUCGGUCUGCCGGCGACAUUCUCAACCUUCUAAGAAGGUAAAAGCCAGAAAAAAAAGUGUGAUAUUCUAAAGAAACUUUCAGGUCUUCUGGCGCGGAUCCACGCCUCCAAAGUGAAAGUCCGACUUCUCGACUGCCUGACAACGCUCUCGUUGGAUUAUCAGAAGCUGAAAGACAACAUAUCAUCUCUGUUAUCAGCCGGUCGAACAAAUCCAGCUCUCCGAUAACUUCCAGAAGGUUUUUAUGUUCAUUCGUCAAUUCCUUCACCAUUUUAUUUCCAGAUGCUCCUCAGCCUUGCAAAUGCUGCCCGAGAUGGACACGUUGUCAGAUACGGAGCGGGAGCACAUCCAAAACGUCAUCGAAAAAGCCGAAGGUAGAACCCCCUACGUCAUCAAGAACCCACAGAAAAACCCUUCAAUUCCACGUUGGUCAAACGACUUCGAGGCUUCUGAAUUGACGAUUCGAGAAGUUCCUUCGGAAUCUCCAGUGAAGACAGACCAAGCCGACUCGAUCUCAACCAGAAGAUCUACCAGCGCUCUCAGGGUAAGUCAUUAAUUAUAUAAACAGGUAUUCAAAAAAACUUUGAAAAAUUCCUAUUUGACUCACUUUUUUUGAGAUGUUCUUCACAAAAAAAUUGUUGACGAGAAGUCAUUCAAAAAAAUUUUUAUCAAAAAAAUUGAAGAAAAAGCAGUAUUCUUAAAUUCAUUAAGCCUUAUCUGCCUACUUUUAACAGAAUUUUUCUCAGUAACUUUCGCUUCAGCAGAGAAUCUGUACUGACUAGAUCAGCGUGUUAGAGUACGCGUAUUUCCCUAGUCAGCCGGAGAGAUUCCGCAGAGAACCGAAGGAAUUAUAAAAAAAACAAUUUCUCAACUUUCCGUUUUACGAACAAUGCAAUAAAAGUGAGAAUACAACUGCGAGCUAGAUUAUCUUUUCAAAAUAAAGCUGAAAAUUGUAUUCACUGGUUUUUUCGCAAAUCUUUCUUUAAAAAAUUCAAUUGAAAUCUUAUAAGAAUGAAUUUUUUUGUAAAAAGAGAAAAAUGAAAAAUUCAAAAAAACAUAGAAAAACUUUAAAUGACACAAAAAUCAGUAAAUUAGUCUGUUGAGCAGGGUAAAAAAAUGGAAAAAUAUAAAUUAAAAAUGCUUAUGGCUUUUUUUCAUCGGAGAAACGGAAAAUGGUUCGAAACGCAGAAACGUAUUCAUUGGCGCACCAAAGUUGCUCCAAAAUAGUAUUCUCUUUUGUUUUGCAGCAAUUUUCUUGCGUUUCAGAACAGUUUUCGUUUUGUCCGAUCCAUUAAAAAUCAAGAACAAAAUACAAAAAUUAAAAAAAAAUUUUGAACAAACUCAGGCACUGGUGCGCGCACGCGCGGGGGUACUGAUUCUUUUUUCGCCUUUUCCACUGAAAUAAGGUUUUGAAAUAUAUUUUUAUAUAUUUUUGUGAUAUUACCCAGUGCCCCUGCUCACGUUUUUAAAGUUGUUCCGAGCACUUUCGAACAAAUUUAUGAAAAAAAGUUGCCAAGUGAAACUUUGAUAUUUCACAAUUUUUGUGCAAUCUAAUUGUUAUAAACUGGUGCAGAGCAAUGUUAAGAGAUGAACAGACAUGAAAAAUAUUAAAUUUAUAACUUUUCAAUUAGUUAAAAAGCUAAAAAUCAAAAGAGACACCCCGCGCGUGCGCGCAGCAGGCGGCGCGCAUGCGCACUUUUGGCAACAAACACGCGCCGUCAGUGCCUGAGAAGCAAACAAACAAUUGCGCGUAAAAUCUUUUGCUUGCAGUUGCCUACACGUACUUUGCACUUACAGUACUUUUUUUCAGGCGCAACGUCAUACAGUGCUUCAAAUUAGAGCAAAAAGAAAAAAUGAAAAUAUUUUGAAAGAAAUUGGUAGAUCAACAGAACCUCUUGAAAAUUAACACUGAUAAUUUCAAAAAAUGUUGAUUUGACCAGUUUUGAUGAUCCAUUGACCCUAAAGUGGACACUAAAAAUUUUGGUGGUCUAUUAGUAGCACUGAGACCUCUAUAGUGACCACUACCUUGACUACUAUAGUGUUCACUAAAACGUCAAAACCUUUCAAAGGCCUCUAAAAAUGUUCCCAGACCUCAAAAUUCACAUUUUACCGAAAGGUUCUCACAAAAAUAUUUUCUUUACAGGUGGUACCUCCUCCGAUCGCCAUUUCUCAACCAACUCCUCCUCACAGCGCUCGUACAGACUCUUCCAGAAGAAGCAGCGAAACUCCAAAUUUCGGAUUCUCAACACCGUCGGUGGCCGGAGUCAAGUCCUUCUUCGAAAGAGCUUCCAACACGGUCAGAAGCGCGGCAGAGAACUUGACCGAGAAGUCUGAAGAGAAGAUGGGACUCACCCAAGAAGAGCUGGACCACAUCGCGAGGAUAAAUAGGAUGGCCGAGGAGAUGGAAACUCAACCGGAACUCACCGAGGAAGAAUUGGCGCAUAUUACUAAGGUCGCUCAAAUGGCUGAGAUUGAAGAAGAAAGAAUGGCUGUACCUGUUCCCAGGGAAUUCAAGCCUCAGCCCAAACCUACGAAGAAACAAGCUGAAACAGAAUUGACUGCAGAAGAACUUGCUCAUAUUGCCCGGAUUGCUCAAAUGGCUGAAGAGCAGGAAUCAACGCCUGUAGCCGUAAGAAGGAAAGACAAAAUCGAGGCGGUUGAAACCAAAGCUAGAGAACCUGUCGAACCUGGGACUAACCGAGGAAGAGCUGGCCCACAUCGCUAGGAUAGCUCAGCUUGCAGAAAUCGAAAAUGUUGCUCCACCUCCUGUGAAAAUCUCUGGGCCUUCAGACAUGAGAAAGGAAAAAGUUGAGCCUGGCCUUACUGAAGAAGAGCUGGCCCACAUUGUUAGAAUCUCUCAACUUGCAGAAGAAGAAGACGUCGCUCCAAAUGGGUUCAGGGAAAUCGUUCAGUCUGGUCUAACCGACGAAGAGCUCGCCCACAUUUCCAGAAUCGCACAGAUGGCAGAAAUGGAAGAUGUUGCACCUCAAAAUGUGGGAAGAGAAGUCAAAGCUCGAGAAGAAGUUGAGCCUGAGCUGACCGACGAAGAACUUGCUCACAUCGCCAGAGUUUCUCAACUUGCUGAAGAAGAAAGAAUGACGGAACCACUGAACAGAUUUAUGGUAGUCGAGCCAAGGAAAGAUUCUGAAAAUGACCUGACCGAAGAAGAACUGGCUCACAUCGCUAGAAUCGCAGAGAUGGCCGAAAUGGAAGGAUUUACUCAACCAAGACCUGUACUAGAACCAGAAUAUCUUGAGCCAAUCAGAACUGUAGCCGAGCCUGAACUAACCGACGAAGUACUGGCUCACAACGCUAGAAUCGCAGAGAUGGCCGAAAUGGAAAGAUUUACUCAACCAAGGACUGUAGUAGAACCAGCUUACCUUGAGCCGAUCAGAACUGUAGCCGAGCCUGAACUAACUGCAGAAGAACUUGCUCAUAUUUCUAGAAUCGCGGAGCUCGCUGAAAUGGAAGGAACUCCUCAACCUGUGGAAGAGACUAAAGAAGUUGAGCCUGACCUAACGGAAGAAGAACUAGCUCACAUUGCUAGAAUAGCUCAACUUGCUGAAGAGGAAGGAAUCGCUCAGUCGAUGCCUUCAGAUCGGUCCAUUUCCGAAAAAGGCAAGGUAGAUCUCCAACCGGAACUCACCGAAGAGGAGCUUGCUCACAUUGCAAAGAUCUCUCAAAUUGCCGAAUUGGAAGGACUGACCUCCUCCAAACCUACUAUCAUUGAAGAGGUGCCUGAAGUUCAUUCUAGCGAGUUAACUCAGGAAGAGCUGGAGCACAUCGCCAGGAUCACUCAAAUGGCCGAAGUCGAGGCUCAAGUCACGACUAUGUAUCCGAGAAUGCCGCUUCCUGUACCUCCUAAGAGAGAUUCGAACAAGAUGGUCCCCGAGACGAGUCCGACGUCCUCUCAAGAGCGUAAUCGUUUUGCCUCGCACGCGAGUUCAAUCUCGCCGGACGACACUUCAAGGCGGAUUCCCGAGGAGGGCUCGCAUGACGGUAUUUCGAUGCAUUCCUCGUCGAGCCGUGGAUCGAUCCACAGCCAUCGGAGCAGCGAUUUUGAUAUCCGUUCGGUGAGCGAGAUGAGGAACGCCAAGAACCUUGGCGAGUGGUACGAGGAGCAGUUGAGCUUCAUCCGGCAGUCGAUCGCCGACGAGGAGGAGCUUUUUGAGAACGCUGGUUGGUUUUCUUUAACUUUAUUCUUUUUCUAGAAGAAUUUUUUUCCAAGUUUUGAAUAUGUUUGUGCGAUUUUUUUGAAUUGUUUCAGACCCAAGGAAAAAGCUUAAAUAUAUUUAAUUUAUGUGGAUUUUUCUAAAAACUCAAUUCAAGACCUGUAAGUUCGCAAUCUAAACUGUUUGAGCGUGUCGAAAGUUCCUAUAGAACAAAGAAAAAUUCAUUUAAAACAAGAUUUUCAGAAGAUUUGACAACGCCAACGCGGCUCGAGGAGGAAUUAACGCCCAAGGAUGAGGUCCCUCCUUCGGAUAUCGGAUUUGCAGGUAUAAUCUGUUCAAAAACGUUUUUCUAGUGCUUUCUAGAAUCUUUUCUGAGUGUUUCAAGGUGCCGGACCAUUUUCUUUGAAGUUUUUGAGGUAAAAGGGCCUUUUUUUUUUAGUUAGAAAGACGCUCUUUAAAAAACAUAGCGAAGAUUUUUGGACUAAAGGACACAAAAAAACUCCUUGAAAGUCAUAAAAAGCUGGCGUCAAAGUUUUGCCUUUUGAAUAGACUUCAAGUGGCCCCGCUGAACGCUGAAUUAAUUUCGAAUUUCCUGCCUUGGUCAAACAAAGCGAGGAAAAAACAUUUUCGGAGACGUUUAGGAAGAGAGGAAUCGAUGUCUGAGAGCGAAAAGCCGCAGCUCGGGGGAAUCGAUUCGGUCGCCGGCGGCGUGCCAACGCAACAGCACUCGUCGUCGUUCACUGCAUUCCCGAUCGCCUCAUCAGCAAAGGUUCUCGGCCCGAUUUUCAUAUGCAUCCUCCCCUUUUUCUUCACAUAUUCUUUCAUAAAAAACUCUUCUUCCUCAUAUUUUUAGUUUCGAAAAUUUUUAAAAAGUAAUAUAUGAAUUAAAUGAGCCUUAUGAACACCUUUCAAUCAUCAUCGGUUUCAAAUUCAAUUAAAAAUCACCAAUAUGGCAAAAAAAAAGAUUCAAAUUCAAUCGUGCACUCUUUGAAAAAAAAAACGAAAAAGUUGCGAACAACAAGCGAUCCUUUCAAAUUACGUUUCCUGUGUCGAAUCCCAUUUCCUUUCAUGGUUUUUUUUGAACACAAAGUGCAAGUUUAAAAAUGUUGCUUUCAGCUUUUUUUCAUUAAAUUAUGUGGCUUUUUCAUCUUGAAACAAAAAAAUCCUAUAUAUUUUUUUGAGUUUAGACUUCUGUGUCAAGUUGUUUUUUUGUACAAAAAAAUGAGUUAAUUUACACUAUAAAAAGAAGUUUGAAUGAAAAAAAUUAUUGAAAAAAAUGUUGGAAUAAAUAAAAAAAUUCAUAUUUAUAUGAAAAACUAGCGCCAAUGCACUUUCAUAUAUCCCUUGAGGGCGCUUCUAAGUGGCACAGUCAUCACAACGGACGCUGUAUACAGUAACUAUUUGAAAAUAAUAGGUUUUUUUGAAAAUCAAAAAAAUUUAAUUUGUUGCGUAAAAAAAUAAAAAAAUUAGAAAUGGAUUCGAUAAAUUUGUAAUUUCGUAGAAAAAAAUUAACACUUCUUUUUUUCAUACGUUAUUCGUUCAGUGAAUUUUCAAAUGAGAAAUAUCCGUAUAAAUUUUUAUUUGACAAUCAUUCAACUUUUUCUGUUUAAAUUAUUCAAUUUUGCAGGAAAAAAAGGGGCGGAAAGAGCAGUACUUGGUCGAUGCUGCUCCCGAACCAGAGGUUUCAAUUUUGGCUGUUUGUAAAUUCUUUUCUUGAAUAAUUUAUAGGUUGAAUUCACUCAAAUUGUUUUCUGGUUGAUUUGGCUAAUAUGUCGAGGCGACGAUCUCAUAUUUUAGAGAAGCGCAAAAUUUGUCCCUUGUCGGGAAAAGAAAACCCAUUAUGAGAGAGCCUUGUCGUCGCCUAACAUGCCGAAUAAUUUGAGAAAGCCUUUUUUUCCCAUUGACAUGUGUUUCAGUCCUCGUCGAUUAAUGUCAAUGCGGCACGACGUGAGCCUCGAGAAAGGUUCGUUUCUUUUUAGUUUUAAAGUUAAAUAUUGAAAAAGAGAAUAAUGAGUGUAAUGGUCUUGAAAAGAUUAUAGUCUUGGAAAAGUUCCAGGAGAAAAAAUUCUUAUAAUGGAGAUCCUAAAAUUCUUAUUUUUCCCCACUGUUUCGCUUUAAGACCAGAAUUGAUUCGGUUUUCUCAAAAAAUCGAAUAAUUUCCAGGUCGCCGUUUGUGACCCAAUCGCUCGUCGACGAGGAAUUGCCGGCUGAGUAAGCUCUUGGUUUGUGAAUGAAUAUGAUAAGUUUGGUGUGCAGGUCUCCGGGAAUGGCCUCCGCGCUGCCGCCGAUGGACGGCCUCACGGAGGAAGAACAGAGGAAGAUCCUCGCCGUGAUGGCCGCCGCCGAAAUGGACGACUUCAACAUGAUGCCGACUCCUCAGCCGACGAGAUCUCUAGCUCCGCCGGCGACGUCAAUGUGAGGGCUUUAGAAAGAGGACCCUAUGGGGGUUAGAGGAAAACUGCCCCUAUAGGGGAUAAAAAUGCGCUCCCUUCAGGGGUUAACUUUAGGUGGCCCCUGUACGGGUUUAGAGUGUAAAAACAAAGCCCCUAAAGCUUUAGUAGUCCCUGUAGAGGUUCCGGACCUGACCCCUAAGCGCCUAAAGCUUUAGUGGUCCCUAUAGGGCUGAGUUUUGAAAAUAAUGAAGACUUUAUUAGUAAAACUUGAUCUAUUGACAUUUUACCACUUUUGCAAGCUCCAUAUAGUGGGAGGGUGUGCGGUCCGUAGAAGAAAACCUUCAAGGGCCCUAAGGUUACGCCUAAAGGGACCACUCUGGCGUUGUUAAAGAUGUAAUAGACUAGCCGGUGAGAAAAGUGAGCACCAAAAACCAGACGCGCCCCGGAUUUUUCUUGUUUUUUUUUCUAAGGCUCACUUUAGAGGCUUACGCUAGCGAUCGCUUGAGUUGCUGACUUUAAAGGCUUCGGUACUUAAGUGAUCACUUGAGUUGAAGCGUCUGGUUAUCAUUACUGCAGUCCGGACAUUGUAGGGCUAGUCUUGAACCGCGCUUGCUUCAUUUUUCUGCGAAGUGGGAAAUCGUUACCUUUCGGGCAUUUUUUUAUUCCUUUUCCUUGAUUAUCAAUUUCAGUGUGAACCCCAGUGCUUUCAGGCCGAUCCCUCCUGGUCUGGAAGGCCUUUCUGAAGAAGAACGGAUGCAGAUCAUGGCCGUGAUGGCUAACGCGGAGAUGGACGAAGCGCGAAAUCAGCCUCUCUCCAAGAUGACGUCACGCUCGCCCAGCUACAACAUCAUGCCGACCUCGCCUCUGCCUCCGAAACAGUGAGUUUGAUCUCAUUUUUUGGACUGUCCAUCUAGUCUGCGCUCUCUUCUUUCUAACAGGGAAGAAGAUAAAAAACAGACAAAACGAGUCUGAUUUAUCUGUGCUCUCUAGUUUACAAUGUCUCUAUGACCUCGUCGGUAAGAGAAAGGAGAGCGCAGAAAAGUUAGAAUCUCUCGUGUUCACGUGCUAUUUUCUUUGUCUCUAUGAAGUCGUUGAUAAAAAAAUAGAGAGCGUAGAGAAAUAAGACUGCUCCAAUUUGAUUUCUAUGAGCUCUCGCCUUUACUUGCUAUUUCUAUAUCUCUAUGACCUAACCGGUGAGAUAAAUGAGAGCGCAGAGAAGUCAGAGAGACAGUUUUAUAUCUCUGUGCGUCACGUGCUAUCUCUCUAUCUGACCUGGCCGUUGAGAGAAAAGAGAGCGCAGAGAAAUCAGACUGUUUCGAGUUAAUUCUUUUCUGUCUCUAUGACGUCGUUGAUGAGAGAAGAGAGAGUACAGAGAAGUCAGAAUGUUCCAAUUUGAUUUCUCUGUGCUUUCGUGUUUACAUGCUGUCUCUAUGUUUCUAUAACUUUCCCGGUGAGAGAAAGGAGAGCGCAGAGAAGUCAGACAAUUCGUGGACCCUUUUAUACUAUUUUUCUUCCAGAUUCGAACCCCCGGGCUUGGAAGGCCUCUCCGAAGAAGAAAAGAGGAAAAUCAUGGCCGUGAUGGCGAAUGCAGAAAUGGAAGAGGUUCAAACCCUGCCUCUACCUCCAACUCGACCAACCAGGUUUUUUUUUCUUUUUUUUUCAAUUUUCUAUGUGAAUGUUUUCCAGUGUCGCCAGCACAGCACCGCCCGGCUUGGAAGAUCUUUCCGAAGAGGAACGGUUCAAAAUAAUGUCGGUUAUUGCGAACGCCGAGUUCGAAGACGCCCGAAGCGCCCUCAAUUCGCCCUCGCAGGGCUUCAAGCCGAUUUCCGCCGCCCGAACGCCAUCACCAGCCAGGUUUCUGAUGGGAUAGGGGUUAGGGGCCGGAGAAGUGGUCACUAUAGGGGUAAAAUUGAAGUGGUCGUUAUAGGAGUUUAGGAUCUGACCACUCAGCCCCUAAAGCUCAAGUGGACCCUAUGGAGGUCUCUCAAUUUCGUUCAAAAAACGCCUUUUUAUUCAGUUUUUCCCAUGAGAAGGAACCACUCUGGGCUCAUUUUUGAUGAAAAUUUACACAAAACCAUAAAAAGAUAUAUGAUUUUUGCUUGUUGUAUUUCUUUCAAUGAACGAUAAUUGUUCAGGGAAUCACUACCGGACCUGUCUGGACUGUCGGAAGAAGAGCGGGAGCAAAUCCGGGCCGUCACUGCCAAGGCCAACCUCGACUUGGAGCCUAGUAACUGGCGUCCUUCACCUCAAACUUCGGCCGCCGUUUCUCCUGCUCAGCAAAGGUGGGUUUAGGGCAGAUACGGGCCAGCCCGACGGUUUACCCUGAAAAAAUAGUCGUUCAUGUUGAUAUCUAACAAGUGAACAAGGAAAAACCAGGUUUUUAUUUUUGCUUGGAGCCUUCCUCAGCCCGGGCCUAAUCCGGGCUUAGAAAAUGGCUGAUAGACUAACGGGCUAGCCCUCUAGAUUCUUGUUUUUCUAGUCUUUUCUCUCGAAAUUCUAUAAAAGUUGAGCCAUUCUCUAGAACUACUAUUUAAAAAUACCUAUCAAGUUCUUUUUUUAAUUGAUUGAUGGCCAUGGUGAGGGACUUUUGAGGUGUCCCUGUAGAGGUUUGUUGUGUUUAGGGACCCCUAUAGAGUUUGAGGGUCUGACAUCUAAGCUCCUAAAGCUUUAGGGAUCAUAAAGGUCCUAUUAAACCUCUAAAGAGGCCACUCAGAAAAUUUAUCAGUAUUUUACGUAUUUCAGCCGUUUUCCAGCUCAUUUUCUGGAUUUUUUCAAUGAAAAUUCCUAGUUUUUUCUUCAGGGAUGUGGACUUUGGCUUGGAAGGCCUCUCCGAAGAAGAACGACGUCAGAUCAUGGCCGUAAUGUCCCGAGCCGCCGAAGAACCUCCCGCAGCGCCUGUUGAAGCGAUUCCGGAAGAAAGAGCGAUAUCGCCAAUGUAAAUUUUUCAUUAUUAUAAUUAUUAUAGUCGAAAAAUUCCUGUUGGAAAGCAUUACCAUUUUCAAAAGGGUCUCGAGGCGAAUAAAGGAUCAAAAAGACUCCUGCGCCUUUAAUAACUUCAGGAAGGAUUUUGGAACGAAUUGUAGUUGAAUUGAGAAUUUUAGGCUACUGAUUUUUUUUUCAAAUCAGCUGGCUUGUUACUAUUAGCUUCAGUUUACUUCAAAAAUAAAAAAUAAUCUUUUUUUCAGCUCCGAAGAGAUCAUAAGAACAUCUGAACCUGACGAACACUACGUGGAGUCGUCCGAAGUCGCCGUUCAGCCCGAAGACUUCGAAAUUGCGACUCGGGUUGAUUCCCGUGAAGAUGGUAAGUCCUUCUUUGAUUUCUUGAUUCGACUCGUAAAAAAAAGUUUUCCUCGAACCUCAUAAAAUCCCCCAUAAUCUUGUUCAUGUUCGCUCCAUGGCGAAUCAUCAUUCUCCUGGGUCCUUGGUAACGUUUCUUUCUAGUGACCACUUUAGCAACGUCAGCACUCUUAAGUGAUCCCUUGAAUUUCUGAGAAACGUCUGGGGCACGUAUGUGUCUCCAUUACAAGGAAUUUCGAAAUUAUCAUCUUGAAUUAUAUUUUUCAAAGCUCUGAUUUGAGUUUCUAUCAGGUUCACUCAAUCCAACUUCUCUGCAUUUUCGAAAAUUAAGUAUUGCUCAUUCUUGCCAACUUGAAACAGUCUGAUUUCUCUGCGCCCUCUACUUCAUUCGACAAAUUUCGCAUGUUUACCUGACCUAGCCUAAGAGGGACAAGAGACGCAGACGGGUCAGACUAUUUCAAAGUUUUCUCAAGCCAACUUGUUUUUUUUUUCUCAAAGAACCAAAGGAGAUAGUGAUGAACUUUACCACGAAAACUUGUCUUCCAGAAAUGAGAUACGGUACUCGGAUGGAGCCGAGUUCCCCGACGCGGGAAUCUGGCUACGCGACGACGUCGACGACUUACGAGAAGGAACUCUUCGACGUGGUGAGCGAGGGAUAUGAAAUAUGAGCCCCGGCGCCGAAAAUUGAAUCUCUCCCUGGCCUUUUUUUUGUUCUGGUUUCUCCAAUACUUUCUUGCCGGGUGCUUACGAGGACCUAUACUGGUUAUGAGAGGGAUUGAGAAGAAAGGGAAAAAUUUAAUAAAGAACUUAAAAAAGUUCACGGAAAAUGUACUUUCCAGAGUGGUCCUUAUAGGGGUUUUAGUUAUUGGCCCCUAUAGGGGACAUGCUAGUUACCCCUUUAGGAUCCACUCAAGCUUCAGGGGCUAAGGGGUCAGACCUAAACCCCUAUAGGGAGCACCCUAAUUUUACCGCUAUAGGGACCACUUUUUCGACCCUUAUAAAAGUUGUUUUCUCCCCUAACCCCUACAGGGAUCACUCUGGAAUUUCUGAGAUUUUCAAAAAAACUUGAAAAAUUUCUUUCCUAGGUUUCUAAAGAUUGUGGUUUUUUCUGAGCAAUAUUCAUUUUUUUUUUUCAAGUUUUUGAGAAGGGUUUUUUUAAAUAUGAGACGCUAGCCAUAGGUUUCGCAUCAGGAAGGUUUCAGAGCCCUUCAGAAUUUUUUUGAGAUUUUUUUCAAAAGUAUCUUAAUAACCCCAUUCAAAUCAUUGUAUUUUGCGAAAUCGAGACGGUUUUGCGGUGGAGGAGACAUACCAAUAAGUGGUUAAACUAAUACCCGCCAUUAAAAAAAAAUAAUUUGUUGAGUCAAAAAGAACAUGAUAAGAAAAAUUCCAACCUCUUUUUGAUCUUGAGGUACACGAAAAAGCCAACGAAGACGUGCUGGACGACUCGUCGCAGAUUCGCGAAGGAGCUCGCUCCAGACGCGACAGCAUCGAGUAUCCUGAACGACCGGAGCGCGCGUUAUCGCCCGACCUCAAGGCCAAGAACGACGACUUCGACUUCACCUACUCGGACUCACGAUUUGCUGGAAUCAUGCAUUUUGAUGAUAUUGAGAGGUUUGUCAUUUUGCAUUGAAAAAACAACUAACAUCUGACUUCUCUGGUGUCUCUUUGGGUUUGUGUUGAUUUCUAGCUUCACUUGUUUGAAGAGCGGCCUGAAGAGAGGUCAGAGAAAGAGAGAGCUUAUGACUUCUCAGGUAUCUCUUCAGGCUGUCUCUGCUCUAACUCUCUGUUUUUUUUGAUAUCGCUCUACAAAAGCGAUCUCUCGCUUAAGCUCAUUUUUCGGCCUUUUGCUCUACAAAAGCGAAAGACUCGCUGCCUCUUGUAGAGGCUCCAAAAAAAAGUGAAAGCUUCCCAUUUCUCUGGUGUCUCUUCAGGCUGCUUCUGCUCUCUCACUCUCAGUUUUUAUUUGUCCUUUUGCUCUACAAAAUCGAGAGACUCACUGCGCCUUGAAGAGGCACCAGAGAAAGAGAGAGCUUCAAAUCUCUCUGGAGUCUCUUUUGGCCGCUUUAUCUCCUAAUUUCAUACUUUUUUUGGUUUUUUUGCUUCACAGGAGAUUUCCUGCGCCUUGAAGAGGCGCUAGCGAAAGAGAGAGAGAGCUUCAUACUUCUCUGGCGUCUCUUCAGGCUGCCGCUGCUCUAACUCUCUGUUUUUUUUUGUCCUUUUGCUCUACAAAAUCGAGAGACCUACUGCGUCUUGUAGAAGCACCAGAGAAAGAGAGAGCUUCAUAUUUCUCUGCGUCUCUUCAUGCCGCUCUUCAUCUUUUAUUUCUUUCCUUUCUCGGUCUCUUUGCUUCACGUGAGAUUUACUGCGCCUUGAAGAAGCGCUAGAGAGAAAGAGAGAGCUUCUGACUUCUCUGGUGUCUCUCCAGACUGCCUCUCUCACUUUGUCUCACUUAUCAGCUAUUUUUGAAACGAUGACGUUACAGUGCCGAAGAACAGAAAGAGGUCGAAGAGUUGGAAGAGGAAGAAGAGAAAAAAGAAGAUAAAAACGAGUGGGACUCCCGAAGGAUGUGGACAACCGUCUUUGAAAGCGACGAGUCUGAACUUCCUCACCACGAGCAGGACUUUUCCAAAACUCAGGGUUUGAGGAACUUUUUUGAAAAAAUUUCACGCCUUAUUCUUUCAGAAAGAGAUCAGUCGAGAGCCGUCGGCUUGGGAACUUCGCAAGGUAUUUUUUGAAAUAUUCAAUCGAAAUAUAAUAGUUCGUUAGGUGCGUCUGAAGUUGAAGAAAAGAAGAUCAGUGGGCUGAGAAAUGGACCCUCUACGUUCACGAGGACUACGGCAUUAGUGAGGGAUUUCUUGGACUUUGAAAAAUAAACUUCGAAUCGCAGACUUCGCUGAGCUCAACUCCAGAGAUCAAAAUCACGACGGAAGAAGAGCCGAAAAGCGACAGCGAGGACGAGGAAAGCGUCUCGGAGGACGACGAGGAGUAUCCCGAUAAGGUAAGUCUCGGAAAAUUUAAGAGUUUAGUGACCAAUCAAUCAUAGACAUAGAUCGACUAGGCGGCGAAAAUGAAAACUUUAAAAUUAUGAGAAUCCACCGCCUUUGGCGAACUAGAAGCCCAAACGUAUAGUUGAUCAAGUUGAAACCAUGGUCUUACGGUCCUUCGCCUUGUUCUUCUGUUAUUCUCCUGUCCAUCCUGUUGCGUCUUGGAGAGCUUAAACUGUAGCGGACCUUGUAGCUGGAUCUUGGAGAUCGUGUUCUAAACUGGCGCCUUGAAAGAAGAGCGACCAAAUAAGACCUUAUACGGAAUAAAUAUAAAUUGUGUAAGAAAAAUUUGUUCUUUUAUGAAAAUUAUAAGGAGAAUUAUGAGAAUUUCCGUGGACUAUCCAUUCAUUCCCGGCUUGAAAGGCGACAUGGGUAGAUUGGUCGGAGGAACGCGUUGCGUACGCGACGCGGCUUUCGGUGGGAAACUCAAUUUCAUGCAAAAAUGUAGAGAAAAUUUUUUUAUCCGUUCAACUGAUAAAUUUCAAAACCAUAAAAAGUUGAAGUUGUUGAAAAACUAUCAAAAAAGAUAAUUCGCGUUUGAACGUAAGUUUCCCGCUGAAAGCCGCGUCGCAUAUACGCAGCGCACCGCUUUUGCCAAUGUGUCCAUCUCGGCUUUCAAGUCGGAAGAAAUCGAGAAUUUUCGACGGAUCUUUUUCCAGAAAAAAAAGCUAAAAACAGCUCCACUUGAAUAUAUUUCACAGGUCGUGGCGGCUCCAAUCGCGCCAGCUCCGACCUUCGAAGAAGUCGAGCGGGAGCGAAUUCGACAGGAAGAACUCGGCAAGGAAGUCCUGCAGCAGAUCCAGGCGUUCGGAGAAGCCGCCAAUGACGAAUUCGACGUCCAGUGGGCCAAUUCGAACCUUGUCAAGAAUGAGGUUCGGCUUCAGUCGAUCAUUUGGCAAUUAAAGAAUAAAAUAGCGGCUUUUAAUAGACCGGAAAAUUGAAAAAAAAAAAAGUCGGUGACAUUUUCUAGAAAGUUCUCAGAACGUUGGUAUAAGGUUCAAAGGACCAUAACCAGCAGGCCAAAAAAAUUCAGCAUUGAAAAACUGUCCCAAGUCUUUCCUUGAAAUUUGUGUUCAGAACUCUCCAACAGCUCCAGCUGCCGCUUCAACGACGACUCCUGAGAUAACCUUUUCUGAAGAGGUUUUUUGAACUUAUCUUCAAGUAAUUUCAGUAGAACCUGUUCAAAAAUUUCUUGCUGAACUUUCGGAGGAAUGUGAAUAAUACUGUUUAUAGUGUUGUUCUGGGAAAAUUUUUAGUGGCCACUAUAGAGGCUCGCCGAGGACUACUUGGAGAGGACACUAAAGUGGCCACUAAACGCACCUUUAUAGUGGCCACUAUUUUCCGUUUUAGUGACCACUAGAGAGGUUCCUUUUUAGUGGCCACUUCAGUAGUUUUUCAUCCAGUAUUCCUUCCAGUAACUCUGAUAAUUUUAAAAGAAACAGAUUGGACUAGUCAUGUUGAUCCAGCGACCCCUAAAGUGGCCACUAAAACUUUUGUAGUCUACUAGUAGCACUUAGACCUCUAUAGGGGUCCCUAUUUUUUACCCCUUAAGUGCCCACUAAUUUGUCUACUUUAGUGACCACUAAAACGUCAAAACCCUAUAGUGGCCACUUCCCAGUUUUUUAUUGAUUUAGCCUUGAAACGCCUAAGAAAGGAUUUAAAAUUUCCUUCAAUCAUUAAAAAAUGUCCCUUCCUUUUCUAGAAUGAAAAAUUUUUAAGGAGAUGCUGUUCCAAACGGCACGACCUCCUGAAAUCGGCAAAUUCCAGCCGGUCCGGAAUCCGUUCCUCGAUUCGCCGGAGGAUGAGGAAGUGGUUAGUCUUGGAUCUACAAUUUUUUUGAUUAUUGAUUGAUUUUCUUUAAGACGAUCAACAUGGAGGACGUCGACUACAACGAGGUGGCCAAGUUCUACGAAACCCAUUCGCAAAUGAUGCGAAGGCCCGGCCCGGUUUACACCAUCGCCGAGGAUGAAUCGGAAGACGACGGCACUUUGAGCAACUCGGAGAGCCGUUUGAAUGGUGAUUUUGAACAUUUUCGGACUAGAAAAUAAAUUUAACAAAAUUAAAGAUAUAGAAAAGGAUUCUUAGGGCAGGUAGAACUGGGUUUUGAAAAAGGAAAUGGCGAUUUCCAACAUUUUUCCUGUUUGAAAAGCUUAUUUUGAGAUAUGAAACGGGGCUCAUAAAAUGCAUGGAAUCUCAAAAAUCCAUCGGGAAUAUUUUGAUGGUAACUUUUGAAAGUUACUCUUCCAGCUCGAGAAAAGCGACAGAAGAAGUCGGCGGACAAUAUUCUGGCCAAAUACGAUCGGCCAAAGAAAUCGACAGAAAGUACGACGGUCGCGGCGCCGGCUACAACUUACGCUAUCAUAAAUUUGAGUGGUAAGAUUAUAUUAUCCAUUUUUUAAAUGUAUUUUUAUUUUUGCUAAUGGAAAACGGGUACCUUUUGGUGUCUUUUAGACAUCAUAGCUGUGCUAAAAGGUUAAAGGCAGUUUUCCCGCCUAAUUUGAAUCAAAAAUCCCCAAAGUUUCAUCGAAUUUUCAGCAAGAAGCCUUACUUAUUAGUUUUUGAAGAGGUGUUGAAAAAUGAAUAUGACUUUAAUAAAGGUAUUGUCCUUGUUACCUUUUUAAGAAAACAAGUAUCUUUUGGCGUCUUUUUAGGCAUCAUAGCUGUGCUAAAAGGUAAAAGACAGUUUUUACCGCUUGAUUUGAAAUCAAUCAGGCCAAAAAAUUUUUCGGAAUUCUUCUCUAUUUAUUCUGAAAUAAGCAUUGAAAGUUUAUAUGGCUUUGAUCAAGAUAUUUUUAUUUUACUAGUAGAAAACAGGAACUUUUAGGAUUUUUUCAGGUACCUUAGCUUCAUUAAAAAGGUGGCGGUUUUUUUCCUGUCUUAUUUGAAAUCAAAAAUUCCCAAAGUUCUAUCGAAGUUUCAGCAAGAAGCCUUACCUAAUUAUUUUUGAAGAAAUUUGAGAAAAUCCGUUCCAACUACAGUACAACUCAUACAGAAAAAUACAAAAAAUGAGUCAAUUUUCUAUCAAAUUUCAAUCAGGACCCUUUUCACGCUCCUUGUCGGAAUUCCAAUGAUUUUUCUUCCUCAGAACGCCCACCGCCCCUAACGAUAACCUCCGAGACUUCGCCGUUCUUCUCCUCGCCAAACUCGAUCCCGACCUCUGGAGUUGCUCCAUUUUUCUCCCCUCAAGAGGUCAAUGAUGUCCCUUCUGAGAUCUACACGUCCAUCGACAAGACAAUGGCGGAAGUCGAAGACCUGGUCUCAGUCAAUUUGAUCUUUUUGAUGAAAGUUAUAAUUUUUAGCUGGGACAAGUGUACACGAACGCCUCGGCCAAGCCCAAUUUGCUCUGCUACGAUCAAAGCUCUUUUGCGAUUCCGACAGCUUCCAACGGUUGGUUUCCGGAUUUCAAUCUGUUUUGGAAACCUUAAACAAAUACUUUUGUGAAAAAAAUUUUUUUCAAAUUCUCAAUCAAUUUAAUGAUAACGUGAUACUAAGACAAGAGCGAAUUUCCCAUUUCCAUGUUUUUUUUUUCUAUUUCUAUUUUGAAAUUCAUCGGAAUGGAUUAUAACGACCUUAAGAACUCCAGAGUGGUCCCUAUAGGGGCAACCUUAGGGGCCCUCGCAGGUUCCCCUUCAGGGACCACUUUGCCAUCCCCUAUAGGGGGCACUAAAAUUAGCAAAAGUGGUCCCUGCAGAGGUUUCAGUUAGUGGUCGCUAUAGGGAACAUGCUAAUCGAGAAUUAUAACGAACUUGAGCUUUAAGGGCUAAGGGGUCAGACCCUAAACCCUUAAAAGAGCCACCUUAAUUUAACCCCUUUGAGGAUCAGUUUUUCGGCCCUUAUAGGGGUUGCUUUCCCCCUAAUUUGCCCCUAGAUUCCUGUUUUCCCUCUCAUAGGGACCACUCUGGAAUUCCUAGGACAGAAAUCACACAAAAUGCAUCAGCUACAUAUUCUGAUCUUUCAAAAAAAUUAAAUUUAUAAGCAAAUAAACCAAAAAAACGCCUUUUGGUAGCACCAAUAACGUAUGAUUGAUCUUGAACAUUUGCAUUUUUCAAAAAAAAAAAACUUUGGAAAGCCGCCUAGACUUAUCGAAAAUUUGAAGAAGUAGUGAUUUUUUUUAAAGAAAAACGUCUUGAGACAAAGAAUAGAAAAAUUGAUUAUGAAUAAUUUUUCUUGUGUGAAAAGAUAAAGAAAAUCUCAACUUUUGAAGCUUCGAACCUUGAAAUUUUCGUUGAAAUCUAUUGAUAGUUGCUUUGAAAUUGAAGAAAAUUAUGCUGUUUCUUCCAGAGGUAAAAGUCAAAAACCGACUUGUGCAAACAUUUUUCAGCCCAUUGACAUCACUCCUUCUCAACUUUUUUUUUUCUUCAAUUGUUUUUCGCAAGGCUCUAUAAUAGCCCAAUUGAAGUCGUUCCAUUUUUUGCAGAAAACAAAGCGACCCAAGAGAAGAUGAGCAACGGAGAGACGUCGCCUUCCUUCCUGCUCCCACUCCAGAAAUCCACCCUCGGCAGUUUCCUCGACUCGGUCGCCGCCGAACCCGAAAUCCUAUCACCGAGGCAAAUAUUUAUUUUUUUUUAAUGACAUUUUUUCUUGAAGUAGGGUUAUUAUCUCAAAAUUUUGUAAAAAAUUUCUUCUGCAAAAAAAAUGCAGAAGAAAUUUUUUACCUUUUGUAGUAGUUGGUCCUCUAUAAGUGGUCACUAAAGAGGCAGCCCUUCACUCAAAUGACCACUUAGGUAUCUAUGAUUCCGAGUUGUAGAGUACGAAGCGUCAGAGCUCGCAAAAAUAAACCUUUCGGAGACUUCGAGAGUAGUCGGUCCUCUUUAAGUGAUCCCUAAAGGGAAAAUUCCUUUACUCAAGUGAUCACUUACGUCUCUCUAAGUCUGAUAUGUUCGAAGCGAAGUGUUGAACUGAAAAAGAAAAGAUAUAAACUAUCUCCCAACUUCGGAGACAAGCGGUGUAGUUGGUCUUUCUCAAGUGAUCCCUAUAGGAAAAGCGAAGAAAAAGUUACCCCUUAAUAGAAAAUCACCCACUCAAGUGACCACUCAAGCCUCAGGGUCCGAAUUGCUGAAUGCGAGUAUUAGAACUGACGAACAAAAGGAAACCUUCCGGAGACGGAAGUAGUAGGUCCUCUUCAAGGGGUCAUUUAAGAGUGGGUAUGCCACUUAAGUGACCACUCAAGCCUCUCAAAGUCCGAGAUGUUAAAAAAAAAGAAUUACCUAUCUUUUGGUGACUUCCGGAGUAGCCUGUCUUCUUUAAGUGAUCCCUAAAGCAAAAAACCCUUCACUAAAGUGAUCACUCGGGUCUCUCUGAUUUUGAGAUGUUGGAUGCGAAGUUUAGGAACUGACGGAGAAAAAAGUAUGCUCUUGACCGAAACUUUUAGGGUUUAUUUUACCUCAGAAGUUUUUAGGGGCCUUUUUACCCUCUUUGCUUCAAGAGUCUGUUUUUAUGCACCUUUAAUUCAAAUCCAUCUGGAUGAGAAAAGACUAAAUUAUCAUGAAAUUUUCCAAAAUUUGUCUUAAGAACACAUUUCAGAGGCCUCAAACGUUCUCCCGGAAUGCUGUUACCGUCUCAAGAGCCUCUGGCGUCCCUGUCCUCCUUCUCAGCCAAAACCGUCGAUGAACAACCUUCGGAAGUUCCGAAUACCAUCGACGGGUUGGCCAACGCCUACAAGUGGCUUCAGGAUAUCGAAGUCAGUUCCAGGAUUUAUUUUCUAUUUUAUUUCAGCAGUUCUUCGGUUUUUCACUCGUUAUUUUUUACUCUUCGUUUUGUUGCAUGAAGUUCCAUGAAACUAUCUUGAAGCGGGAGGGAAUCUUGGGGGGAACAUUGAAAAUUUCUUGUUUGUAUUUGGACUAUCGAAACCAUACUUAUAACUUGUUAUGGAUAGAUCCUAAGAGUACUGUAUGACCCGGGAGUUGAAGGUUCAGCGGAGCAUUUUUGGCGCUAAUUCAAAAAAUAUUUGAAAUUCGAUCUGUAAUGAUAAAUGAUUGAUUGUCGUGCUUCGAAAGCCUUUUUUUUCAAAAAAAAAAUGAUGAAACUUCCUGGAAGUCUUUUCACAAUGUUUUUUUAAACUCGCAGCAAGGCAUUUUCGUUAUUUUUUCCUAUUAAUUUUCAUCUUUCGAUUGUCUGAACCUAUAUGAAAAAUCUCGGCAAUCCCGAAAGAAAAAAGAAGUGAGAAGCUCGGGCGGGCAGAAGCAGAAGUCGUUGAAAUAGUGGGCGGUGUGCCGAGAAAGGAGACAGGCGUCCUUGCUGCUCCACUAGGCCACGCCCCUCCUCUCCUCCCAGGCGGCCGCUUUUGCCCCGCCAGCAGCGAGAGCGACGUCUUCGCGCAUCAGAACUCCCUCCGCCAUAUUCCCUUCUCUUCUAUCCCUCUCCCAUCUGUUGUCCUGGCCCCCUUCUGUUAGUAUGCACAUGCCAUAACGGUUCGUUUUUUCAUGUACUUUUUCAAAAAUUCUUGUCCUUCUCAAAAUUGGUCAACGUUGAUAAGUCCCCCGGACAAAAAAUCCCCAGUCCAACCCAAUGAAAGCCAAUCUAGCGGUAUGUAUAACGGGAAUCGAUACGCAAAAAGAGUGCCGCCGCCGGCUCUCACUAGAGGCCAGGCAGCACACCUCGGCCGUUUUCUCCCUUUUUUCGUUCGGUCGGUCACAGCUUCUAGGCACUACUCUUAAGCGUUUUCACUCCAUCCACGCACACUCACACGUAAUGAGUUGUGUGGGAGUGUUCAAACUGCAACACAUGGAUGGAUGGAUGGAUGGAUGGAUGCACCUCCUUCAUCGGAAAAAGUUGUAGCUGUAGUCUUUUUCGGGGAUUCAUUCAGAAUCUUUCAAUUUUUAAAAGUUUGGCUGAGAAACAUCUGUGAGUGGUUAGAUCCUCGAUCCAAAAAUUAGUAGCUCUAGUCUUUUUCGAUGUUUCUUUAUAAGUUGGGCUGGCAAGAAAGGUCAUUUUACUUUGUGUUGGCGCAGUUUUGAAAAUUGGCCAGUACAUUUUUUGAUGUAACAAAUGAAGAUCUUCACGAGGAAGGUCAUUUUUCUUUUUUUUUCUGAAACUUGGCCAGAACACUCCUUGAUGUAGCAGAAGAGGAUUCUGAAAGUUUCAACCUUCACAACCUCCAAGUUUUUGAGAAAGGACUUCUCAAAGUCUGAAACUUUCAAAAUCCGUCGAAAAGGUCUUUUUAGGGGCUUUGAGCUUUUAUUUCCUAAAAACUAGGCAAUUUUGCAGCUUGAAGUUUUCAGAUCCUUAAUUAGGUUUUUCAAGGUUUGACAUUUUUUCAGAAGAUUCUCAAAGUAAAAUGACCUUCCCUGUAAGAAUCUCAAAAUAGCUUUUCCUAACUGAUUUUGAAGGUUUUCUUGACUUUAAGAUGUCGUUUUCGAAAAACUAGGAAGUCUUUUAGUAGCUUCAAUUGUUACAUCAGUGAAAUUUCAAGCCAAUUUUCAGGAAAUUCACACCCGAAAAGUGAAAUCUUUCCUUAGUUUUCAAAUCUCAACCUUUAUCCUUGAAAAAAAAUUUUUGUCAUAGCGUAUUUCAGACAAAUGGUCUGAUUUUUAAAAUUUAGUUGUAAAUUUGCUUCGAGGCCCUGAUUCCAGUACAAGCCGAGUUAUGAUCAAAGAUGCCAAAAAUCUUUUCUUUUUUUUCUUUACUAGCGCACAAAAAUUUGAAGCGUUCUGCUUUGAAUAAGAAGCAAAAAAAUACUUUUUAACCUUGUCAGAUUGUUGAAAAAAAUAUUGAGGAAACUUUCUUCACUUGAAAAAAAUUAUUCUGAAAAAAAUAACAUUUUUUUGGUCAUUAUUUCGAAAUUGUUACGAUAUUUUAUCAUUUUUUUUCAACCCAUUUAAGGUUUAUUUUUUUGAAAAAGUUGAGACAACUUGUUGUUAAAAAAAUGAAUUGAAAGGAUUGUAGUAGUGGAAAUCGAGUUUUUUUUUCAAAGAUUCGAUAUAUUUGUAAUUUUUUUGUAAAUAAUUUUUUUAUGCACUUGAAAUGUUGUUCAAAUCAUUGCCGAAAAAGUUCAGUUUGGAAAAAAAGUUUAAAUUAAAAUAUCUUAAAUCAUUAAGCUCGACGUUUAAUAAGAUUGAAUGAGGACGAGACAUUUUAUAAAUCAUACUGAAUAGGGAAUAAUGAUUUUUCUCUUGAUGAAAAGCUUUAAAAAAUGGAAAUUUUAUUAAUUUUCAAUCUUUUUCGUUUUCAUGCCUUGAAUAUUUUAUUUAUGGCUGUUUUUUUUUUCGCCAACAGAGAAAUUGAGUGAAUUUUUAUCACUUCAUUCGCCGCCAGUUUGUUAAAAAUCAACGCGACGUGUCUUGAAGGAGUUUUUUCCGCUUUUGGCUUGAAAUUGGCUUGAAGAUUGGGGAUUUCCACCGAACUUUUACUGACCUGUGACUUUAAGGAAUCACUUAAGGACCUUUUUCUAUUGAGCUGACAUUGCAGGACGAUGGUAGCGCUGCGAGUGCGACUGAAAUGGGUAGAAGGAAACUGCCGUCGAUUCCAGCAACGUCGACCGGCCCGCCGUCACUCCAAACGCCCCUCUCGAUGACGAUCCAAGCGCCGCUUUCCAACUCCGUCGUUGGUCAUUUUGUCGACGACUACUCUACCUCGCUGCCGCAAGAUCCGAUCGUCCCCGAAACGCUGCUCCGUGGCUCCAGCUUGCCACGACGUCAGACCCAGUCGCAGACCACGCCGCCGGUCUACAUCACCUCCAGUCGGACCACGGUGUCCCCUGCCGUUUCUACCACCAACGUCUUCACUUCGGUCCCAUCCACCUCGGCGGGAAUUGUCUCCGGCUUGGAUUCCAGACCGACGUCGUCAAUGUCCAUCUACCAAGACAUUUCGAGACCGGCGUCUGCUGCGAGCAACGUCUCCAUUUACCCUUCCACCUCCAACAUCAACCCCGCUAUCCUGCCUGGAGCAGCCUACACCUCGAGAGUUCCGCAUCUGAGACAGCCAGUUUCUCUACGACCUUCCACGUCGACGACGACUUCGCAGAUCAGACCUUCCACGGCCCGCAUCCCGAACACCUUGGCACGGGUUCUGCUGAAGAAGGAGCUGAAAGACGUUCUGAUGCAGAGGAAAGUUCGUCUAGAAGCCAGCGAAAUCGAAGCGAACCAGAGGCAGUACAAAGUGCAGAAGAUGAUUGUCACUGGCCUGCUUCCUGAGAAACCGGAAGAUGACAUUCCACGAGUCGUCAAGUGUGAUUUGCCUCUGGAGAUCACACGAGACGUUCACAUCGCGAAGUUGCCUCAAGUCCAGCCGAACAGAAGGGAAACGCACACGCCUACAGCCAGAAGAUACGCUGCGGCUCAGUCGACGCCGAUGACGUCCAAACUUGGCGCCACGUCUUCUCAAAGCGUGGCAACGCAAGCCAACGAAGAGAACAUCCAUCAAAUGCGAACGACGUCGCUCAGGACGCAGCUAGAGUUUGAGAAGAGGCCAAAUCUCAUGACCUACGUCGGCAAGCGAAGUGCUGAGACUCAAACUGAUACGGCGAAUCCCACUUUGGAUUAUCGGUCGAACAUCCUUUCUGGAUCUUACCCUCGCAUUCAGAAAGACCGACAGUCGAGAAGGGAUCGAAACGAACAGUCGCGCAGCUAUCACAGUGAUCUGUUGGAGAUCACGAAGCAGUACUUUGAAGAUUACGACCGACAGCUGCGCGAGCUGGGAGAGAAGGCCAAAAGAUCCCAGCGGAGACGCUUCGAUUUUCACGACGACGAAGACGCCGAGUCACGCAAGUCUCAAGUGUUGAGCGAGUUGGCCCGUCGACGGGAAAGAAUGUGUGCGAGUUGCGAAGUUCUGCACGAAGUCGAGCCAUUCCAGACCACCAACGCCAUGUCCAGCGACUACAGCUCUCACGUCCCUCACUAUGGAUCUCUCCCUCGGAUCGACUAUCCUCGAGUCAGAACAGACUCGACCCGAGAUUUCACCUACCGAGGAGCUCCAGAGCCUGUAGCACCCUACUACAACUAUGGGUCUUUGCCGAGGAACUUCGAAAGAUACAACGUCGAGCCGAUCCAGAUCGAAAAUGAGCAGUCUUUUGGUGCUCCUCCGGCACGAUACAACAGUUUCACAGCGUUUGACAUGAAUCUUCCGCAGUCGACGUCGUCGAUGUACGGUCGUCCUGGCACAGCCUACUACGAUUCUUACGCCGAUGGCAAUGCCAACACCAAACGGCUAGGCACGUCCAACUUCCCCUACGCUAACGACACGAUGAACAUGACGGUUCCGCAACAACACCCAGAUUUUGUCAGCCAAUACGCGAGUUUCCUCAAUUCCCAGUUCUUGACUGGCCUUCAGUCCGCCGCGAAUCUGCCUCAGCCGAUGAUGCCUCUGACCAGAUACGACGCUCCGCUCUCAGAGCCUCGGCAAGGAAUGACCACCAACUUCGACAACCAUUUCGAUCCUCUGAUGUUGAGCGAUCCGAUGCGUGCCGCCCAUGUCUACAGCCGCAAUGAGACCAAUUACGGAUCCAGACCUGCUCAGCAGAGUUUGAUGGACUACGGGAACGUAAGAAAGCCCUACUCGGCCGUGGUUCCGAUCAAGCCCUACGGCAGUCGAAAAGAACUUUACGACGUGCCGAACCUCCAGAAGCAGCAGCACCAUCAACAGCUUCUGCAGCAGCAGCAGCUCCUCCGAAGACAGCAGCAGGAGUUGUACGCCUUGCCGCCCGGAGAGCCCAUCGCCAGGGUCGGCUUCGGCGACGUCUCCGACUACUGGCCUCGUGACGACGCCCUCUCUCGCGUCUACGCUUCGGCCGGACGUCGUCGGUCCCAAGGUUCGCAUUUGUCACCCAACGCUAGGUUUUUGUGAUGCGGAUAUUCUUGCUACCUUUUUUUUUCUUUUUUCACUUUUAUAAGGUGCUAUUGAGAUCAUUCCCUCAUUGCGCAUUUAACUUCAUUCUUUAUUGACGAUACGGCUCCGUUUUACCUGCUCCAUGACCCGAUUUUCUUUCAAUAAAGUCCUUCUCUAUGUUUUUUUGCGAUUUAUAGGGAUAAAUUAUUUUAUUUCAACUCUUGUUAUGUUCCGAAGAAGAAAAAAGAGAAACAAGCGUUUGCUGGGUUUGCAAGGUUUCAAUAAAGAUACAAAAGAAAUCGUUGAAAAAGAAAAGUUUUCACAGAGGUCCUCGUUUCGCUGCAUGGGUUUUCCGGACGCGGUGGUUAUGAAGUUAGUUUUUCCCUUUAAAGUCAGGUUUUACACGAAAAAAAGUUUUUUUAUCGGCUUCACUGAGCUCCUUUUUAAAAUUCUAAGGACGAACGAAUUUUUAGGCUGAAUCGUUUUUGAGAAUUUUCAAAGCUUAUAAAGUUAGAACCUAAAAAUUGACUAAAAAUCUCUAAAAGUUCUAUUUUUAAAAAGCCAAUUUUUUUGUUAGGAGAAGCCUGUCAUAUUUUUUUCUAUCUAUAAAAAAACCUCUCAAGAAAUAAAAAAAUGGAUAAAUCGAAUUUAUAAUAUUUCCGAAAAGUCGAAGUGAAAGAGUUUUUUUUUUAGCGCGAAACAAAUUUUUUUCGGAAACGCUGCUGAUUUGACAUUUGGAGAUAUUUUCAGCAUUUAAAAGAAAAAUUUUCUUGCUUUCUGAGGAUGAUUUUUUGAUUUUAACGAAAUUUUUGUGGUAGGAGAUAUAAAUCUCAGCCGUUUUGAAUGGUGAAAAAGUAGGAAUCAUCCAAAAAUGGCAAUAAAAAAAAUCAUUUUUCUGUGAAAAAGUGGCCAAAUUCAAGUUUAUGAUGCCGUGGUCGAAGUGAUUUGCGAGGAAUCAAAAACUAUCUCUGAUUCUCCACAAUGUAGUUAUCUUUUUCUUUCUCUGGCGGCUAUUUUACUAUUUCGCGAAAUUACUUUUAACACGGCAUGAAAGAAGUUUUCAAUUAUCUUGAGCUUGCGGAUUUGAUCGAAGUUUAAAAUAUUGUCUUUAUGACAGCUUUCAAAACCCCUGAAAGUACGCUCCACGGAACUACGUAAAUAAUCGGCUCGUACUCGGACAUUGGUAACACGAAACGGACAAGCUCCAGAAGUUUCUGGGCUUUCCUAGUGGCCAUUUUAGUAGCGUCAGCACUCUUAAGUGUUCCCUAGAAUUGCAUAGAAACUUCCGUUUUGCGUUACGAAUGUCUGAGUAUCAAUAAGUUUUGAAUAUGUUCAAGGGGGAUUUUGAGAAGUUUUGAAAGACGUCCUACAUAGGAAGACAAAAAAAAGAGUAAAAGAUAAGUACUGCGAAAAAAACGGGACACCUAACCGAUUUUCGUUCAGAAAUUUUUUUUAAGCUUAUAGCUCAAGUUGAGACUCUGGAACAUGUAAUUUUCGAAGUCAUGAAAGAAAAUUUUUUUUUAAAUUAGGGUUUUUCUUCGGUUAAUUUGAUAUUCUGCUCAUUUUCCGCAUCUUUUUUUCCAUUAUUCAAAUUUGAAUCGAGAAAAAUGUUUAGUGUUGCGGGACACAUUGGGAAUGGAAAAAAGGUCAAGAUCAAAAAAAUACUUUUCAACAAAUAUCCUGCAAACCCAACGCAAAAGCUUGUUUCUCUAUUCCGGGAUUAUGAAAGUUGGUCAUGGAGCAAAAAAAUCAAUUAUUUUGUAGUUUCAAAAUUUUCUAUCUUGAAUCGAAUCAUCAAUAUCCGCAUCACGGUAACCUCAUUUCGAUCAUUCAAGAUUUGGCAUCAAAAAAGAAUUUUUAAAAAUUAUUGGCAGUGGUCAGUUUUGUUCACGAUUUCUUGUCUUGAAGGUAAAAACUGAAUUUUAACUGAGAUUUUCAUUCUUUCUCUCAUAAUUUUUCCUUUUUUCGAUCUGAUACCCAAACUUGAAGGUUGUUCCAAUAUUCUCGUGAUGGAGUUCCAUGAUUCAGUUCCUUCCAACAACUACCGGUCUUUGUCGAACCGCACAAGGCCAAGGGUGGAUUAUGACACCGGCACGACCCGUUCGGAGCCGUUUUCCGGCCACCAACGUCAUCGGGGUCGUUACGAAGAAGAACGGCGGCCGGAGGUUAAAAGGAUUCUUCUGACUCGUCGCUACCGUCAUCAUAACAUCUAUAAUGGUUGGUUUUUGAUGAAAGUUUGAUGAUUAUAACAAUUUAGUGAGUUUAUAAGUACUAGUUGGUCUUUCAAAAGUCUUUCUUGGCUUAGAAUAACACGAAAAACGGCCUUUUGUCUUGAAAAUUCUAUGAAAAUUCGAAGUUUGUCUGUUCCUUUUCAAGGGAAGGACCAAAUUGAUGAGAAAACGAUUAGAAAUCUUUCUGGUGCAUCUCCGAAGAAAAUCCUAUCCCAAAAUAAGUAUAGAUCAGCCUCGGAAGGUCCUUUCCAGGCUUGGAAUUGCUAUUUUGCACUCAGAAAUCUCGUUUUUUCUUAUUUUUGAUGGUUCAGACCGAAUCUCAGAAGUUCCUCUCCAGAAAUUUUCCAAAAUUCAAUCUCUGAAUUUCAUAAAAACUUCUUCUGCAGAUCUCGGUGUUCGUGUCGUCGGCGGAAAACGACAGAAAGACGGUCAAUUAGCCGCCUACGUCUCUGCCGUCAACAGCAAGAUGAAUAAUCAAACUCUGGGCCAGAUCAAGCUUGGUAAAGAUUGGAAUCGAUUUGAAAAAUCUUGAUGUAGGAAAAUAAAGAAGAAAAUGAAACUGCUGUGUUCAGAAUGAUCUCUGUCACUCCAAAAUUCUCUUCACUUUAUACUUCUCAAUCUAUGAUGGUCAUUUUCCUUUUGCCUAUCACUUUCCUCUGCUAUUUUGAGCCUUAUACCAAACUCAGUCUUCAGGAAAACCGACUUUUUCUGAAAAAAAAAAUGCUUCUAGGCGAUGAAGUCCUCGAAUGGAACGGCAUUUUAUUGCGCGAGAAAACUUUCGAAGAAGUUGAGCGGAUCAUCAACUCGAGCCAGGGAGAGGUUGAAGUGAUAAUCAGAUCGUGAGUCGAUAAAUAAUUACUUCUUUAUCUGAGAUUGCGGUUUCAGGGUGAACCAGCUAGGAGCACCUGGCCGAGUUUCCGAAGAUCAGCAUCGCUAUUUGCGUUCCGACGGUUUGGUUUUUGAGUUCUUUGAAAAUUUAUUUGAGUAGGUACCAUUAAAAUCUUUUUGAGGAAUCAUAUUUUAAGGAAUCUUAAAGCAUUUAGGGCAUUAUUUUGAAAAAUCUUUUUAACUUUUAAUCAUUGACCAGAUCUCAAGCUUGAGUGCUUUUUAGAAAUAAUAUAAUUGUGUUAAAUUACGCCGGAGUUGCUCCGAAACAGUCAUUUAGAGCAAGAUUGUUGCAUUUUGAAACGUUUCGUUACAAAAAAUAGAUUUUUAAAGUUCGAAUGGAACCUAAGAUAUUUUUAUCAUUAAUAUAUUACUAAGAUAUUUUCCAGAGCUUUCUCCUGACCGAGCUCCACCUGUACCUAUGCACCGUGUGAACGGCAACAAUAAUAACCUUCCUCAUGCUUCUUUUUCGGUUGGGACUUGUGAAAGAGCCCAUAGAGACUUUGUACAUCUAGGACUCCUCCUGCGGACACAUCCAAGUCGCCCUGUCCUACGACCGAAGUUCCAGCCUCCUAACGGUCCAAGUGCUUCGAGCCCGUGGACUCAAGGCCCGCGACACCUCCAGAACUGCUCCGAAUCCCUUCGUCAAAGUCUACCUUCUUCCGGGCCGCAAGUACGUCUUCGAUAGUUUGACCACUCUUGUUGGAAUUUUUCGAAUAAGUCGUCUUUUAAGUUACAUGCUUCUGUUCGAUUUUAAAUAGACCUUUGAUUUGAAAGAACGCGAAACUCAAAAAAUGGGCCUUUUUAAGAUUUAUUUGGUUUCUAGACAUUUGAAAAGGAUCAAAAAGUUCAAAUCUGUUUUUCUCAAGAUACGGACAGAACUCCGGAAUACCGGAAGGGUACGAAAAAAUAAAAAAUUCCAUAAGGGUACGAAACGCAAGUUACAAAAGUCUAUUUAAGGCCAUGUCCUACCAAAAUAGGACAUAAAUCCCUUUUUUAAGCUUAAAAACAACUUUACGGCUUUCCGAACGAUCCUAAUCUUUCAACAAUCUCUCACCUUGACAAAAAAUACUUUUUCCGGAAAAAAAAAACUCAGGGAGAAAGCUAAAAAAUUCUUUCUUAGAUCCUUUGGAUCCAGGCUGCGAAAAUUGAGUCGCCAAAAUCUUUGAUUAAAAAUCUUUCUACAGUAGUCAGAGGACCUUUUUUUCGUGAAUGAUGCCUUUUUUGGAGGCUCAGUUUUUCGCGCAUAUACUUGGGAAUCCCAGAGUGGUCCCUAUAGGGGUUAGAGAACGAAAAAGUGGUCCCUUUAGGGGUAAAAUCAAGGUGGAUCCUAUAGGGUUUUACAGUCUGAAUCCUUAGCCCCUAAAGCUCAAGUGGACCCUAUAGGGGUCUUUCAAUUUCAUUCAAAAACGCUUAUUUAAUCAGUUUUUCACAUGGAAAUGCUUCUUCGCUUAGAGUUCAUAAAAAUUAUCGACUCGAAUGUCCCCUAUAGGUACCACUUUGCAAGCUUUCGUAGUCCCUAUAAGGAUUGGUUAAUAACAAUUAUAAUUGUUCCCCUGGAUGCACAGUUUUCAUUGCGCGAAAACCACCGUGUUUGUUGAAGUUGCCAGGAAAAAAAAAGGAUGUGGCGAGUUUUACAGGGUCUCACACAAGCGGCGGACGCGUUUCGUCGAUUCAAGUUGCGAUCCGGAGUGGAACCAACUACUUGAAUACCACGUGCCGCCGCAGCUGCUUUCCACCAUGUUCCUCGAGUUUUCCGUCUGCGACUACGAGAAAGACACCAACGACGUACCCUUGGGCCACGUUCAGAUCAGCCUUGGCGGUACGAAUUCGGGACUGUUACUGAUUUUAGGAACUUAAAAUUGGCAGUCUUUAUACUAAACCUUUUUACCAACUUGCUCGAAAAGCCUUUGAUGGACGGGAAAUCGAAAAAUCAGAUCUGCGCCAUAACUGUAUAAGUGAAGAAGUCAAGAAGUGUAGGAGGAGGUGACAAAAAAAUUUUGAAAAGUUAGGAAUAAAAUCAAUUUUUCACCUUUUUUCUAGCCAAUCUUCUAGUUUCAGAGAGGGGGGGGGGAUUUGUAGCUCAGAACCUGGGCGCAGAUAGCGACGUUGUCGGUUCGAUUCCCAGUUUAUCGAAGAUUGUUUGAGCGAAGUUACAGAAAAAUCCAGCAGACUAGGUAAACAAAGACUCCCCUUAUUUGAGGAUUUUAGCCGAAAUUUAGAAAGGUCUCAGUAGGAAAUGGUCUUGACUGGAAAUCCUGAUGAAGAGUUUCUCCUCCAGAAGUGAACUUUAUCAUGCCUUUCCUGAUUUCGAGCUCAGAAAAGCUUCAAAAAAGUUACGGAGGCUCAAAAUUAAGAAUAAAUCAUCUUGAGCUUCAUUUUUAGCAAUUUCUGAGCUCAGGUUCAAAGUUAUCAUUAAAAAACUGCACUUAGCAACUGAGAAAUUUCAAAAAUCUGUUAAAAACCCCCGUCAGCAAGAGCUUUUUUCUGGUUCUUAGUUACUUUUUUGUCCAGACUCAAACGCUCUGAGCGCUUCCGCUCGCUGGUAUGCGAUCCAGCCGGAAAUGUCGCAGUCGAGAACUUCGCGACGUUGUUACGAGCAACACGAAGAAGACCUGAGACGUGCGGCUCACAUUUUUCCCAGUUAUAAUCCAGGUUGGGAUUGGAGUUUUGUAAGGUGUCCUCGAAAAGUUCCAGGAAACUGAGUUGGGCAAAAGAUGAAAGUUGAAUUUGUCUAUUUUUUAACUUCAAAGUUGAACAAAUACCUAAAGUGGUCACUAGAGGCCCUCAAAGGAUUUAGUGAUCACUUUAGAAGCCCAUAAGGCUAGAAUCGUAUGAAGACAACUUAGAAACCCAAGGCUUCACUCGGGAUGACUUUCUACCAAAAGGCCCUAUAGUGGUCCCUAGAGGUCUUUAUAGGAUUUAGUGAUCACUUCAGAAGUCCAUAAGGCUAGAAUCUUAUGAAGACAACUUAGAGACCCAAGGCUUCACUUGAAAGAAGAGAUUUCACUAUGAACUGGCUACUAGAGAUUUGGGAGCCCUAUAGGGGUCACUAGAGGUCUUUAUAGGACUUAGUGGUCACUUUAGUAGUCAAUUAGGCUAGGAUCCUAUUAGACCACUUAGAGAUCCUAGGCGUCAUUCGGAAUGAAUUUCUACCAUAAACAGACUACUAGAGAUUUAGGAGCCCUAUAGGGGUCACUAGAGGUCCUUAUUGGGUUUAGUGGUCACUUUAGAAGCCUUCAAGGCUAGGAUCCUAUAGAGACCACUUAGAGAUCCAAUGUUUCGGUUUUUUUUUUCACCAUGAACUGACUACUAGAGAUUUAGGAGCCCUAUAGUGGUCCCUAGAGGUCUUUAUAGGAUUCAGUGGUCACUUUAGAAUGUCUUGGAUCACUAAGUGGUCUCUUUAGGACAGGAUUCCAAUAGGUCUCUUCAGAACAGGGAUAUAGAGACCACUUAGAGAUUCAACGGGUCCUCAGACUAUUAGAAAUUAAAAGCCCUAUAUUGGUCACUUCAACUUGUUUUCAGUUUUUGAAAAAAAGCUCUGAAUAAUCAAUGUUUUCAGCAUCGCUUGAUAUCGGGUACCCAGCGAUCAACUGA